Lecanosticta acicola is the source of this 720-nucleotide messenger RNA. Lineage: Eukaryota; Fungi; Ascomycota; Dothideomycetes; Mycosphaerellales; Mycosphaerellaceae. The record is from the annotation of a GenBank genome assembly.
AUGGCACCGUCUGGUAAGCCUGACCCCGGCGCUGUCACAUGAAUUCCAAUCUGCGGGUCUGGACAGCGGUACUUACUCUAUUCGGCAGGAGUCACGGACAAACCUCGCCCGAUAGUCGUCUCUGGGCCCUCCGGCGCUGGCAAGUCGACUCUUCUCAAACGACUCUUCGAUGCCUACCCAGACCACUUUGGCUUCUCCGUCUCGCACACCACCAGACAGCCACGUCAGGGAGAGCGAGAUGGCGUCGACUACAACUUCGUCACCAAGGACAAUUUCAAGAAGUUGGUGGAUGAGGAUGGCUUCAUAGAGCAUGCACAGUUUGGCAGCAAUCUGUACGGGACAAGCGUCCAAGCAGUCAAGAACGUGGCGGAGAAGGGAAGGACGUGCAUUUUGGAUAUCGAGAUGGAGGUACGACUGUCCGGCAAGUCGGACGACGGAUCGAUUAGCUGAUGAACUCUCCAGGGUGUCAAGCAGGUCAAGAAGACCGAUCUGAACGCACGCUUCGUCUUUCUGCGCCCACCGUCCGUCGAAGUCUUGGAGAAGCGACUGCGUGGACGGGGAACAGACAAGGAGGAAGCGAUCUUGGAGCGCCUGAAGCAAGCCGAGAAAGAGAUUGAAUACUCUAAGACACCCGGUGUUCACGACGAGAUCAUCGUCAACGACGAUUUGGAGAAGGCGUGGGCCGAAUUCAGGGCUUUCUGUGCUCCAGAAGACUCAUGA